AUGUUUGUACAUAUUUUGUUAUAUGUGGAUGUUGCUCAUCUUUACGCAGAAAUUGAUGUGGUAUACCCGCGGAUGACACAUGGAAGAUAUCAACAUCAUGCACCGCCAUCGAGAGUGGUUAAAGUGAAUCGUCUUCGCUUCUUUGGUCAUAUAUUAAGGAGACUGGCAGAUCGCCUUGUACAACGAGUUCUGAGGAGUUUGCCGGGCUCAAGCUGGAAGAAGCCAUCUGGCCGAAAACGGAAGUUCUGGACUGAGGUAGUGAAAGAGGACCUAAGGACACUCGGCGUGGAUAGGCAGUUCAGGCAAGACGUAAGGUUUCGCAGAAUAUGGAAUAGAUUGAUUCUGUGCAAGGUCUCGCAGAAGAUCGAGAAGCUUGGGCAGUGCUAUGUUGAAGGACGGCACACCUCGUAUAUCAUUAUCAUUGCAUCAUCGCAUAAUGCACCCCUGUUCAAUAACGAAAACGUAAAUCAAAUUAUUAAUUAUCUGAAUGAAUAG
This is a messenger RNA of Necator americanus (New World hookworm), 495 nucleotides long. RefSeq lists its product as uncharacterized. Lineage: Eukaryota; Metazoa; Nematoda; Chromadorea; Rhabditida; Ancylostomatidae. The record is from RefSeq and is a predicted model, not a curated record. The transcript has a single exon. The coding region runs from base 1 to 495 and encodes 164 amino acids.